GCCCGGCGGGAACUGAGGUCCGCGUCGCUCCGCUUCGCCCGGACCCACUGGCGGCUUCGCCCCGAGCCCGCGGCCCCGCGCGGCAGUCCUGAGGCGACUCCCGGGGCGAUGGCGGCGCGGGGGUCCCGGCCCGCGGUCCUCCGCCUCCUGCUCCUCAUCCCGCUGGUCGCCGGGCGCCGGGGUCCGGCCGGCGCGGGGGACGACGCGCCCGGAGGACUGGCUGAACCGUUCUUUGUGGCCAAACACGAAGACAGUCUGUUUAAGGAUCUGUUUCAAGACUACGAGAGGUGGGUCCGCCCCGUGGAGCACCUGAACGACAAGAUCAGGAUAAAGUUUGGCCUCGCCAUAUCUCAGCUGGUGGAUGUGGAUGAGAAAAACCAGCUAAUGACCACGAACGUCUGGUUGAAGCAGGAGUGGAGAGACGUGAAACUCCGGUGGAACCCCGAGGACUACGGGGGGAUCAGAGCGAUCCGGGUCCCGUCAGACUCGCUCUGGACCCCAGACAUCGUCCUGUUUGACAAUGCCGACGGGCGCUUCGAAGGGGCCCGCACCAAGACCGUGGUCAGGUUCGACGGCACCGUCACCUGGACGCCCCCGGCCAACUACCGGAGCUCCUGCACCAUCGACGUCACCUUCUUCCCCUUCGACCUCCAGAACUGCUCCAUGAAGUUCGGCUCCUGGACCUACGACGGCUCCCAGGUGGACCUCCUGCUGGAGGACCGGGACGUGGACAAGAGGGACUUCUUCGACAACGGGGAGUGGGAGAUCGUGAGCGCCACGGGCAGCCGGGGGAACCGCACGGACGGCCGCCGCUGGUACCCCCACGUCACCUACUCCUUCGUCAUCAAGCGCCUGCCCCUCUUCUACACCCUCUUCCUCAUCGUCCCCUGCAUCGGGCUCUCGCUGCUCACGGCGCUGGUCUUCUACCUGCCGUCGCACGAGGGCGAGAAGAUCUGCCUCUGCACCUCGGUGCUGGUCUCGCUGACGGUCUUCCUGCUGGUCAUCGAGGAGAUCAUCCCCUCGUCCUCCAAGGUCAUCCCCCUCAUCGGGGAGUACCUGGUGCUCACCAUGAUCUUCGUGACGCUGUCCAUCACCGUGACCGUCUUCGCCAUCAACAUCCACCACCGCGCGCCCUCCACGCACCACGCCAUGGCGCCCUGGGUCCGCCGGGCCUUCCUCCACCGGCUCCCCCGGCUGCUGUGCAUGCGGGGCCACGCCGACCGGUACUCCGGCCGGAGGGAGGAGGCCGGGGCCCGCGGGGGACCGAGCCCCUCCCGGGACGCGCUGGGAGCCGCGCUCGACUCCAUCCGCUACAUCGCGAGGCACGUGGUGAAGGAGAACGCUGUCCGAGAGGUGGUUGAAGACUGGAAGUUCAUAGCCCGGGUCCUGGACCGGCUCUUCCUGUGGACGUUCCUUGUGGUCUCGGUGGUCGGCUCCCUGGGGCUCUUCGUUCCUGUGAUUUAUGAAUGGGCCACGAUCCUGGCUCCGGCUCCAGCCGGAGCCGCCAACACGUGACGCUUCCCUAGGGCGGCAGCCGGAGUUCUAGUUACCAAAAGGCAGGUACAGUGAGCGGAACCUCGUUUCUCGAACUUGAUGCGUUCCGAGAGGCUGUCUGAAAACCGAAUCAUUUUUCCCCCCAUUAGAAAUCACGUAAGUUGAAUUAAUCCGUUCCAGACCCCCAAAUGAUUCUGUUUUAAAUUUUUUUUAAAUUAUUUUUAUUGAUUUCCGAGAGGAAGGGAGGGAUAGAGACAUCAAUGAUGAGAGAGAAUCAUCGAUUGUCCCCCACUGGGGAUCGAGCCCACAACCCGGGCAUGUGCCCUUGACAAGAAUUGAACCCGGGACCCUUCAGUCUGCAGGCCCACACCCUAUCCACUGAGCCACACCAGCCAGGGCUUAACCUUUAUUAUACACAAUACAUGUCACUUGUACUGUUUCAUCUAGAAAUAAACACUUUAACAGCAAAAAGGACAUGAAAUGUAAAUGGAAGUUUAAUGAAAAGGAAAGGAAAUGUACAGUUAAAAGUGAAAAUAUAGCCCUGACUGGUGUGGCUCAGUGGCUAGAGCGUCGGCCUGGGGACUGAAGGGUCCCGGGUUCGAUUCCGGUCAAGGGCGUGUACCUGGGUUGCGGGCACAUCCCCAGUGGGGGAGCGUGCAGGAGGCAACUGAUCGAUGUUUCUCUCUCAUCGAUGUUUCUAACUCUCUAUCCCUCCCUCUUCCCCUCUGAAAAAAAUCAAUAAAAUAUAUUUUUCAAAAAUGAAAAUGUAACAAUAAGCAUAAGCAGCCACAAAAGCAAAACAAAAAAAAACAAUGUGAAAGUAUUCACAGCACAGUAUCCUGAGAUUGUAACGGUGGGAAACGGACUCAUAUUCGUACAUCCUCGCCUCUGUCACCUGAGGGAUUGUGACUGACCCUACGGGUACCGGCCUGAAAGGGUUGUCAGGGUGAGAAGCGAAUUGUCGCGAUGGGAGGCGUUCGGGAAACGAGGUUCCACUGUACGUAUAUGCCUUAGGGCACCCAUAGAAUGAUGAAAACGCCAGCUGUGUUUAAAAUGCCCGCAAGCCCGAACAGAUGAACAGUUGCUAGCGUCCGUUUAUUGUAACGGACUUGACCGCUAGAAAAAUCUAUCUGCACGACUAAUGCGGUAACUGACUGAAUCACACCUGAUCUCCUCAAAAUAGCAGCACGGCAGUAUCUGGCCUGUCCUAGCAAACAUGUGACGUUUGUAUCCUGGCUGAUAAUGGUUUUGAAAAUUCAUAAUAGUCUGUAAUCCACAGUGAGGUCCCUAUUGUGAUGCGCCGGAAAAUUCCUGUCGUAUUCGAAAGACGGACUUCAGAACUGGGUCUGCGUUUGGUGAAGGCACACGCUUUUAAUUCUCUCUGCACCGUGUCUACUGCGCCAGCAGCUAGCCGUCAGCGUGGUAACACAGGACUAUACUCAGUGAGCUGGCUACAGGGAAUGAUGAUGAUGGAAUGCGAUGCAGAGUUUCUAUAACCAACAUUUUUAAAAAAAUGAAAAAUGGGAGUUGGGACCUCCUUUAAGGCCUUCUUUAUUCUUUAGAUGCUUAAACUGAACAAUUGUUAUGUUACUAGAGGCUCGGUGCAUGAAAUUCGUGCACUCAGGGAGGGGGGGUCCCUCAACCUGGAUUGUGAGAGGGCGCAGGCCAGGCUGAGGGACCCCACC
This is a messenger RNA of Myotis daubentonii (Daubenton's bat), 3179 nucleotides long. It is a transcript of the gene CHRNA5, whose product is annotated as cholinergic receptor nicotinic alpha 5 subunit. The record is from RefSeq and is a predicted model, not a curated record. NCBI's taxonomy places the organism in Eukaryota, Metazoa, Chordata, Mammalia, Chiroptera, Vespertilionidae. Gene Ontology annotation, cellular component: postsynaptic membrane. Gene Ontology annotation, biological process: monoatomic ion transmembrane transport. Gene Ontology annotation, molecular function: transmembrane signaling receptor activity; acetylcholine-gated monoatomic cation-selective channel activity.